This is a messenger RNA of Bemisia tabaci, 6846 nucleotides long. RefSeq names its product heparan-alpha-glucosaminide N-acetyltransferase. The record is from RefSeq and is a predicted model, not a curated record. NCBI's taxonomy places the organism in Eukaryota, Metazoa, Arthropoda, Insecta, Hemiptera, Aleyrodidae.
AAAUAAUUGAUAAGAAUACAGAUAUGAAGCCUUUCGAUGCAGUUUUAAUUGACAUUCCCCCGAUCAUCUUCAUCUUUAAUCAGUUGAAAGUACAUACAUAACUCUCGGAAUUACCUCUGAGUGUAUGGUGAUUAUCAAACUCAAUCUGCGUCACCUAGUUUUGUUGUGCAUCAGAAGUCUCUUCGUCACUGCUGUAUGUGAAUUUAGUUUCUACUUUUAACGUUAUGGUUAACAUUUCCUGUGAGUUACUUCUGGUCUGAUUGGAGUAUCCGGACAUUUUUGAUUUGAGGAGGACAGUACAAAAGAGUAGAUGCUUUUCUUCAUGACUCCAAGGACAUUGGUUUCCAUCUGAGCCAGUUGCGGAUCAAUUUGUUCAAGAUGAAACCUCCUAAGACACAUAUUAAGACGCAAACCUCCAUGGCACAUGCUCAGGGUUGCCCUGGGCUUGAUUCGUUGAAGUAUGAUGAGGCAUGCUUUGAAGUGGCCUUUAACAGCAGUGGAAAGCAUGGAGUUAAGGUCUUAGCACAAACUGCAGAGUGUUAUUUGUGUGACCUAGAGGAGUUGGGGCAUUUACCAGCGAAAGGUGGGAAUCAUUACUUCAAAAUUAAUAAUACAGCUUAUCCGUUGAAGUUUGCCUUUGUUGAUGACAGGGAUGACCAACCCUUGUGCCACUUGAAGUUUCAUUUUGAGGAACAUGGCUUGUAUCGACUAAAUAUCUCAAAUAAUACCUGUUCACCAGUUGAAACCAUCGAACCCCCACACAAUAUUUAUUCCCCUUUUCUCCACUUGAUAGGAGCGUAUGUGAUCUGUUUGAUUCUAUACCAACUUUUUAAAUGCUCUCAUGUCUUCCUCUUGUCUUGGCGAUCACGUAGCAGUUUAAUAUCCUCAGAAAUCAGAAAUGAUCUUGGCAGCGUGAGCAGUGGUGGAGACUCUGCUGUGUUACUUAGGACAGAACCCCCAACACCUCAGAAAAAAAAUAAAGCCAGGGUCAAAGCUCUCGAUGCUUUUAGAGGGAUUGCAAUCUGUCUCAUGAUGUUCGUCAACUAUGGCGGAGGAAAGUACUGGUUCUUUAAACACUCAGCAUGGAAUGGUUUGACUUUUGCAGAUCUAGUAUUUCCAUGGUUUACUUGGAUCAUGGGUGUUGGAAUAGCAAUAUCCUUGAGAUCGCAGCUUCGAGCUUGUGUCAAAAGGAAGCAAAUAUUCAUCAGUGUUCUCCGCCGUGCGUGCAUCCUCAUUAUUCUAGGGGUUAUUUUGAACUCUCAGCAUCAAAACGAUCUCUCACAAAUGAGGCUCCCUGGCGUUCUGCAGAGGCUGGGCUUGGCCUACUUUAUAGUAGCAUCCAUUGAGACUUGCUUCAUGGAGAAACAAACGGUCGAUCAAAAUUCUGCGAGAUGGAUAUUCAUGCCAGACAUGCUGGAAUCAAGAGCUCAAUGGUUCGUGGUCAAAUGCUUGCUUGGAACGUACUUUCUUAUUAUUCUCUUUCUACCUGUUCCGGGUUGCCCAACCGGCUAUUUUGGUCCAGGUGGGCUCCACAACCACUCCGCUUUCUUCAACUGCACUGGUGGAGCUACUGGCUAUAUCGACCGGUUGGUCUUUGGAGAAAAUCAUCUUUACCAACGACCCACAUCGGCCAAAAUUUAUAAAUCGACCAUCCCAUUCGAUCCAGAAGGCUUACUCGGAGUUAUCCCAACAGUUUUCCUCAUGUUUUUGGGUGUCCAAGCAGGGAGAAUUUUACACUGUUACCAAUCAACAGAUGCAAGGGUGAAACGCUGGAUUUUUUGGAGUGUGUUAACAGUUGCAAUGGCUGCGGUUCAGUGCAAAUUCGCUAAGGAAGGAGGAUACAUCCCCAUCAAUAAGAACUUGUGGUCGUUUUCAUUUGUCCUGGUCACAGCCAGCUCAGCAUUCUUUAUUUUCUUUGCUUUAUCCCUCCUCAUCGAUCAUUUCCAGCUCUGGUCUGGCACACCCUUUAGACAAGCUGGAAUGAACGCAAUUCUGUUAUACGUAGGGCACGAUGUGACCCAUGACGUUUUUCCCUGGAGCUGGAAACCUCACUCUGUUUCCUCGCAUUUUGAGUUUUUGUUCAUGAAUGUUUGGGCUACAGCCUUGUGGAUGUUAAUAGCAUUUGCUCUCCACAAAAAAGGCUUCUUCAUCACAAUUUAGUCCAGUCGUUAGCCCCUGUAAAUUUUGGGGUCUCCGUCAAUGCUCCAGUUCUAGCGGUAAAUGUAUUAUUUCUUUUUACCCAUAUCUUAGUGUACAAAUUUUACUUCGUUUCAGCACUGCUCUCUGUGCAGAGAAGAAUUAACUGUGAUCUUAAUGUGCAUGACCACUAAGUUUCUCUCCCAAAAACUUGGUUUUAUUGUUAAGACAAGCUCAAAUUGAAAAAUAAUCUGAAUCCACCCCAAAAGAAAAAAAUUAUACAGCACUGAAAAUUUCCUAUGGCUCAGUUUGAUGUGUUUAAUAUUUGUGUUUUAAUGGCUGUAUCCCAUAAUUGGACGCAUGUAUGUUAAAUAGAACUAUGUUGCACACAAACCCCAUGCUCAUAGUUGCUGUCAGCAUAAAUACGUCCAAUUUAGUAAAGGGUUAUUAGAUUCUCUCUUAUGGCAAAUUCCUUUGUCCAUGGAGAACCAAACUUCUGCUUUAAAAAAAAAACCCCUGUGAUGGCUUUAUCCAUUGUUUUCUCAAAAGGGUGUUAUUGAGAUGAUCAUUGAACGUUAAACUUCAGAGUUUGCACUAAUGUCAAUUUUUUAUUGUGUUAACAUAUUAAUUUAAUGCAACAUAACUCAAUUUUCUAACAUCUUGCUGUUGCCAAAUUAUAUAUUUUCCGCGGACUGGCAUUUCCUUAAAUACUAAAUCACUCUAAUUCAAUUCAGUAUUCUUUAAGGUUUGAAAUCAUCACAUAAAAUAUUACAUUCGAAAGGAAUGUUAAAAUCAAAUAUGUACUUCCUUUUUUACGCACACCUCUUUUCCUUAGUCUAAACUAGUUUAGUUUCCACAAAGAUAAGAUACUUCUCCUAAAAUAUUCCUGGUGUAAGAAGAAUUCAUUGAAUGCUGUCAUUGAAUUGAUUGAAGUGUCUUGUUGAUCCAUAGAUAUCGGUUUUGAGGUGUCAGUAAAAGCUGAGAUUUCUCGUGGUUUCAGAUCAUAAUAAGCAUUUUGAUUUUGUACUGAUUGACCUUGUGAAACAACCCUGAUAUACUCCAGAAAAAAUUGAACCUUUAAUGAUCAAAUAAUAAUUAACUUACAUUAGGAGACUGGAAAAAAAUGUCCAAGUGAUCGUUACUAUCUGAUCUGGAGAUGUUUUGAAAGCUUUUCAAAAUUGCAAUUAAUUUAAGAAUUUAUAUUUUAAAUAAUAGAUAAUCUCAUCCUGAAGGGAGGUAUUCAAGGUUCAUAGGCUUUUACACCAUGUGUAUUGUUUAGAAUUGAAUCAUCUUGCAGUAAGGGAUGAUGCAGCAGGGAAUUUGCUGAUGAUACUCCAUUAUUUGGGACCUGCGUGGAGAGGAGGUCGGUUCAGAAAAACCAACUUUUUUAGAUUUCUAUUGAAUCAAAUUUAAAAUUCUACAGUGCCUUAAAAAGCUAAGUUGUGGCUUUUUGGACAAAUUUUCUCCUGUAUCUUAGUGAGGAGAUAUUGAGUGGGUAAACUUACUCCCUGGACGACCCUCCGGAACUGGUGUAGUGUAUGUGGCCUUCUUUACCUGAGUUGGAAAUUCUCUCUUUAAAUUUAAAAUGUGUUACCCAUCAGAAGGGGAAGCUUCAACAUAUAAUGGUAUACUUUAACUAGUCCGAAUUUAAAACCAUGAGAAAUCAGCAACUGUGAUUAUUUAGGUUAAUUUUGAGGAAGAAAGAAUUAUCUUAUUUUUUUAAUUUACGUUUAAUGUUCUACAAUGUUAUUAUGUAUUUGUGUUGGAUCAAAACAAUUUUGGGGCUUCUUUGCUUAACACACUUAAUUUGGAGGUAAUUUCCUAAGAAAGUGAAACUUAUUUAUAUAUUUUUUCUAAAUGUUGGCUUAGUUUUAGAAUCUUAAGUUUUUUAUUUUGUAAGUUUGGUAAGAAAAAAUGUGAGAAAAAUUUGUGUAGUCAUUGUAAGGAAAAAAUCCGAUCGUAAAAAUGGUUUAUAUUGUCGUGUUGCAUUACAAUUAAGGAGGUAGGCACAAGAAAGCCCUCAGGGCUCAAAUGGUCUGUUUGUGGGAAACUACUCAUCCAAUUUUCCAUAUCCAAUGGAAUAUCUUUACAAAAUUUUAUCGUUCUAUGUCAAAAAUUGAGCAAGAUUAGCGGAUUUUAGUAGAGGUGAAGAGAUCAUUUGUAGGACCUACGCAACACCCAAUAUGACCUCUGCAUCAAAGUGUUUUUUGACAGUAUCUAUUUAAGUUUCCUCUGUUCUCUAUGAGUCUAGGAGUUCAUAUUUUCAGUGUUAUUUCUCUUGUCCCUUUCAAUUUGUAAAUAAGUGUCGUAAUGAUGGCUGAAGUCGAAAAAUGCAUAUCUGAGAUUGCGACAUUAUAACCUUCUACUCAUGUUUUAUUUUCUAAAAAGGAAAACUAACUUACAGUCCCUAUUGACAUUUUCUUCACGCAUUCUAAAGAAAUUGUAUACAAUUUCAAGGGAAAAUUUUAAUUCAUUUUGCAGAGAAUAAUAAAUUAUAAUCGCUAAUUUUAAAAGUUACAGUUGAAUCGGGACAUGCGAAAACCGCUAAUGUCCAUUUUUCCAGUCUUCAGUUUUUUUGAGUUGAUAACACUUUUCAGAGUUGAAUGCAACCACAAAAGUGGCGUCAAUACUCGUCUUCGGGUUACCUUAAUCCCAAAACGAGUCCUUUUAUCUCUUUUAUGUCCGUAUCGACUCAAAAAAACUGAAGACUGGAAAAAUAGACAUCAGUGGUUUUUGCACGUCCCGAUUCAAUUAAGGUAUGUAGUUUUCGUAUUUAAGCAUUAAAUCCUUAAAUUCACGGUUUUUCAUGAUAAAAUAUACUUUUAACGUUUGACGCGGGAUGUUUCCUUUAAAUAAUAUCUUUAAACAUGCACUCGAACUGAGGAUGUUGUUCAAUGCAAGAGGACCUUCUUAUCUCUUAAACAUAACUUUAAAUGAGAGGACUUUCAUCGUGGAAACUUAAAAUUGACAACAAGUGCAAUAAUUUUUUUUUCAAUGACUUAUUCUUAUUUAUAAUUUACUAGCAUAAUAAAUGAAACUGAAACUUAGAGCCUGUUUCCUCAAAUGGCUAUCAUGGGCCUUUUUCCAGUUACCUCCCGGAUUACAAAAUGGAUUUUUCUUUUGAACAUCAUUGUUGAUUAUUGUGUAAUUUGAUGUAAAAGUUGAUCUUAAAAGUAUUCUUGUAAUUGAGGAAAUGUGUAUGAGGCGAGUCUUUUAAACUUUACGCUUAAACGUCUGCUAAGAGCUAUCUCUUAUGUCUAACUGUGCAGUGUUAGACAUUUUUUUUCCUUCAAAACAACUGUUUAUGCGCAGAUCAAGUCUAAUCAGCUCCUUUAUAUGUGAUCAUUUUUUCAAACUAAAAUUGUAUCUUAAAUAGUUCAGCACUUAGCUUAAUUGUAAGAGGAGGAAUGUAUUAUUUAGAAGGACUGCAUUUUGGGACAAGGAACUACUAUUUCUGGCUCAUCCAUACAAACAUCUAUCCACACAGCGAAACUAUUGGUACAUAUGCUGUUUCUAAAAUGAGCCGGAGACAGUAGUUCCUUAUUGAAAAAUGAAGCCCUGUUGUUUUAAGUGAUUCUGGUGCAAUUUUCAAGGGAUAGUAUGCAUUGCCUCCAUUUCAAUAUACUCACGACUUCAACAAUUAUAAGCAGCGGCUCAAUGUUAUGAGGAAGAGGACAAUUGAAAUGAAUUGUGAUGUUAGUUAGUUUGUAUUCUUCUGCAAGAAAUCAAUUUUAUUUUCGGGGAUGUACAAAUGAGGAUAAUUAGUGAGGAUUGUAUAUUGGAAGUUAUAAUUCUCAGCAGAAGCAAACUUGUAUCCUACUUCUGUACCCUUAUGGUGAAAUGUUUCUUUAUUUGCCAUUGACACCAUGAUUGAUUUAAAAGGUUUGUGAUGUGAGAAUGUGAAACAAUUUGAAAUAGCAUCUUUGCGGAAAUUGUUUCUGCGAAUGAAAUUUUACGAGGUUUUGGGCUGUGUUCAUAGUCAUCUCUCUUACUUCAACGCAUCUUUAAGCAUAUGUCAUACAUUGGUUGAGGGAUAUUGUGAGGCAGUGGAAUUUCUGUGAACAAUGAGCACUGAGUUAUUUUUGUGGAAAAAAUAAAGUGAAAGAAGUUUGCCAUACUACAUCUUUGAAGUGAUUUUCGUAUUUUAUGUGUUGAAUAUCUUAUCAGUGUAAGAAAUUGCAUUUAGUGAGUUGAUUUUUUAGCCAGAAAUUACUUUCAUCAAGGGAAAAUUUUACAUACAUUACACCCCAAGUUUACAACUUCAGUCUAAACGUUUCAAAGUCAUGAAGUCCCAUGUAAUUUUUCAAGUUAAACCAGUUUUUCUCAGAAUUCGAGUAUUAUACGUACUUAACUUCUCAAUGCCUUGGACCCUUUGAUUAUCAUCUUGUAUGAAAACCUUCAUCAGUUGUUCAGCCAACCACUUAUUUUGUUCUUUUUUCAAUGAGUAACAAACUCAUCAAAGUCUCGUCCAAGUUUUGAAAAAUCUCAUUUAAUGUAAUUGUAUCAGGUUCCCUCAUGAGCGUUGUAAAAAAUUUGAUCAUAACUGAAUACCACCAUCAGGACUACCUCCUUUGGAUUUAAAACUCCAUCUCUUUCCUUCUUCUUUUUUUAUAUUAAUGAUCUUUCAACUUUGCCUCUCAAUCUUAUAUUUUCUAAAAGUCUCUUUUAAUUUUAUGUCUUUUACUAUGAAUAAAUAUUUUGUUACAUUCA